AUGAACACUGAAAGUGCACCCACCACUCUUUCGGAUGAUACUCCAUCUCCACUUGAAUCAAAUACCAGUGGUACUAGUACCACCAAUACUCCUCCAUCCACUCCUACCACUUCUUCUUCUUCUCUUUCGGACACGUUCAAAAGGCUUAUCAAAUCCAAAGAACCAACAGCCUUGAUUGAUCUCAUUCGUUUUAUUGAAAACAAGAAUCAAUUCAAUACUCUCUUAGAAACCAAUUCUAGUCAUAUGAAUGAACAACAAAUUGAUAACAUCAAAUUAAAUGUGUUGAAAAGAAUGAUUCAUCUAUUGAACAUCCAUUACGUGAAUUAUUAUUAUAAGAAUUAUAAUACAAGUGGAGUGAACACGAACAAUACUACUAUUAGUAGUGGUCAUCUUCAUGCUCAUGUCAAUAGAGAAUUUGUGUAUUUAUUCAAAUCGACUCACUACUUUUGUGGAGAUGGCACCAAGCUACAACAACAACAACGCUCAUCCAUCAUCAACAACCACAUGACUUUGAUUCCUUCUCAAAAAUUUACUCAACUCAUUGUUCAUGAUCUUCUCAAAUACUAUGAACAACAUGAUUUGUUGAACGAAUACGUAUUGACUUGCCUCUUGUUGAGAUUCUAUCAUCCAUUAUGGACAACCAAUGAUUUACAAGAUGCUUCUUCAACCUUUUAUUCUUCAUUCACUCAAGUGUUGAUGAAUACUACCAAAGCCAAUGUCAAAAUUCAAAUGACUAAUGAUGCUUGGUAUGCCAUUUUCAAACAAAUUUACACACACAACAAGCAAUAUUUAUUUGGACUUGUAGACACGUUAGAUAGAGCAUUUAAGAGAAGUAAACAAACACUGGGUCCAAUCAUUGCUCAAAUCUACAAUGUGUGUUGUAAUGAUCCUGAAAUGGUUAAGAGUCAAGUAUUGAAUAACAUUUUAUUAGAAAUGUUAAAAUUGAAGAGUGAAGUUGUUCUCGUUGAGAGUGGUAUUUCCAUGGUGAUUGCACAAACAUUGAAAUCUUCAUUUGAUAAUGAUCAAUUAGUAAUCAAGAGAAGUGAAAUUCAAUUGUUGGACACAAAGAUCAAACAAGCAUUAUUUGAAAGAAUUUAUUUCCAAUUAAUGCUCUUGAAUAAGAAUAUUGACCAAAAGCAUUGUUUUAUCAAUCUCAAAACAUCCAUCUCCGUGUUUGAUAAAACAUUUAACCUCAUUGGCACAGGAUUAAGGUCUGAAAAGAAUAUUCUAGAAUUGGUGUCCUUUUUAUUUGACUAUUUGAAUACCACACCUGCCAUGACUGAGAAUUGUCAAUCUCUCAUUCAUGUCAUUAACAUUCUGCGAGAAUUAUUUACAGAUUUCAAUAUCAAACAAAUUGGAGAUGUUUCGUAUUUGAACUCAACUCAACAUAUUUUGACAACCUUCCAAAAGACCUUCAAAUUAGAAGGAGAUGAAAUUGUUGAAGUGAAGAAGACUCUCCUUUCAUUCAUUUCCAUUGUUUGUGUUGAAUUGUUGAAUGUAGACAUGCCAUCUCCAAAUAUAGAAACACUUUGUUUGGAUGUUAUCAAUGCCUCUGAAAAGAAGAAAUCACUUCGAUCUCUUGCACUCUAUUGCUUUGCUUUACUUACAGAUGGUGUUUUGAUAUUGAAUAAGGAGAGUAUUGUCAAAUCAUUACAACAACAUUUAAAGAAAAUCCUUUCAUUCCUCUUUACAAAGGAAACACUAGAAUACUUGACACAACCUAAAGAUUAUAAUGCUCUCUCACAUGUUGUCAAGAAUGUAUUAUUUGCAACAAGUUAUGGAGAUCAUUUUAUUAGACUUUCUAAAAUGAUUUCAUCAUCACUCUCGAAUGUCAUCAAAAGUGAUUUAUAUUACAUGUGUUGUGUUGCAUUAAGUAAUGCUAUGGAUCAUCAUAAUCCACAACGAAUGUUAUCCGAACAUGUACUCCAUCAAUAUUUAGAGUCGAACAGCAAUUUAUUAGAACAAAUUUUGGUUGAGGGUUUCUAUGGACGGUUAUUGAUUGAAUUGGAAGAACAAACACAACAACAAACACAACAAUUAGAUGAUGAGCACAUAGCAUAUACAAAACCAUCUUGCAUCUAUACUCAUAGCUCUUUGAAAUUUGCCAUUGAUACAUUGAGAGAUUGUUUCAUUCAGAAACAUUUCAAAAUUGAAAAGAUGAAUCUCUACAAGUUAUUCGUCAUGAUGCAUCAUCCAUCCAUUGUUGAAAAUCCUCAUACUCUUGUUCAUCAUGAGCGAUACAAGUCGUUAUUAUUGAGUCCUUUAACACGUGUGAUGAGCAGAUCCAAUAGUAGUAGUAGUAGUGUGGGUAGUAGUGUGGGUAGUAGUAGUAAUGAUCACAAUACUCAUGAACAUCAUGUGGAUGAACUCGCAGAAUAUUUGAUCAAUGAAAUUGAUAGUGAGAACACUAUUCGAACUCCAAUGCGUACAGCUAUUGCAUAUUCAUUGAUUUCAUUGCUGUUAUGGAAGCAUGCCAAGUUUAGUCACAAGAUCUUUGAAACCAUUGCCAAACGAUUAAGCACACAUGUUCACUUUUUAUUUGAAAGUAAUGAAUUUGACAAUACUGACUUUAUUAUUUUCAAUAGAAAAUCAGAAGAGCCUUAUCAUGAUUUGGACAGUGAAGUGAACAAGCAUCCAAUUUAUCGACAAGGAUCAUCUACCACUGAACUUUUAACUGAAAAACAACUCGUUAGAUAUUAUCGAUAUCAUUUGACAGAUAAAGAAUGGGAAGUUAUUCAAAAUAAGGAAAAGGCAAUCAAGAAGAAUCUUCAAGAAAGUAGAAAACAAUUUGUUAAAGAAACAAUGAUCAAGAAGGAAAAUGCAGUGAGACAAAUCAUUGAGAAACAAGUUCAAAAAAUUGAAUAUUUACUUGAUGUUCUCUACCAGAUUACUCAAUUAACAGUUGGAGAUAAGAUGAGUGUAGAUAUUGUGACCAAAGGAGGUGCCAGUGAUGAUCAACAAGCUGAACAAAUUGAAACUCAUCAUCAAACUCAUUUCUUGAAAUUCCCAUGGUCUCUUGUUCUUUUCAAAGUCACUGAUUUGAUUGACAAGUAUCGAUACUUUGAACAGUUAGCCUCUCACGCCUUUACUAUUUUGAAAUGUGUGAACAGAAAUACUUUAACUCAUUUAGACUUUGCUUCUCAAAAUAUCAAAACAAGUACACAAAGAAAGAAUACCAUUUCGAAUGAAGCACUUGCAGACAUGCUUGCUGUUGCUACAUUCCGUAUUAGAAAUCGAUUACACGAAGUGACAAUCUCUAGUACCAACCAUACAGAUGAAAGUGGAGUUAAUUCUUCUUCCAAGAAUGUCGACACUCUUGACAAUCAUGAAAGAGUCACUCGAUUCAUUCCUAAUUUUGAUAAUAACCUUCUCUUUGGAGAUUAUAUCAUUCACAAGAUUCGUCUACAAUUUCCAAACAUGUUAGAAGCUGAGGAAUUUACAAGUGUGUUACCAUUCCUUGAAGCCAUGUUGAAUAGACAAUCCGUCAUUUCCAAACCUGAACAUCGUUUUGAAUCAAGUACACUCACGACAUGCAUGUCUAUUUUGAGUGCACAUGCUGGUAAAACUGAUUUAUCAAAUAUUACAAGAAACAAGGUGAUGCAAAUUUGUGUGAAUGAAGUUUUGCCUUUCAUUCCUCAUUUGAACAAACAAGCAUUUAAUUCUAUUAUGGCUAUGGCACCGUAUCUUGUAGACGAAUUUUCACCUCUCAUUACAUCGAUUAUUUAUUCAGAAAUGGAAAAUGUGAGAUUGUAUUGUUUAAAGACAUUGAUUCAAUAUUUAACAAGAGGAGAUUUGAAAAAGUUAUCUCAAUCUCAAGAUAUCAAAUUUGCGUUAUUCUAUGCUCAAUACGACACGUGUGAAGAAGCGAGUAAGAUUGCAAAGAAUGCCAUUCAUGAACGUAAAUUAUAUUCCUACAACUCGACGAGUGAUGUCGAUGAUAUUGUUGAAAGAUGUUUACCAUUGAUUUGUUGUGAAGAGGAUGUACUACUCUCUGCCAUUCAUCAUCCUCCAACGUAUUACAGUAGAAAUAAUUCUUGUUUGGCUUUGACUGGUGCUCUCAAAGAAUUAACUCAAAAUGACAAGAACAAGCGAAAUAAUAUCAUUCAUCACAUUCUCAUGAAAUCAACCAAAGUAUUUGAAGAGAAACAACAAAAGAUUCAAAAAGAAUCUGAUUUUGAUCCUCUCAUUACCAUUGCAUGGCUCUUCCAAGAAAUUUCACCAUUUACUUAUACCAAGAAUGAUUUGACAACACUCUUUGAUUUUGUUGUACAAACAGGAUUUAAACAAUUAGAAACAAGAUUUGAAGAGCAAUAUCAAACUCUAUUAGAUGAAAUGGUCAAUGUAGGAUUAGCUCUCGUAUACAAUCAUGGAAAGGAAAGUACAACCGUCUUGAUUGAUUUAUUUGAAAAGUAUUUGAGUCAAUUACAAAAGACUUCCAAUGAUUUUGCUACCGCUACUGUGGUCGUAUGGUACGGAAGUGUUGCCAAACAUUUUGAUACUUCCUCAUCGUCAAUACCUAAAAUUAAGAAGGCGAUUGAUCAAUUAAUUGAUGCAUUGAGUAUUCCAUCCAACUCGGUUCAAAAAUCCAUCAGUGAAGCACUCUCUCCUCUUAUUGCCAGUAUCUAUCAAAAAGAGAAGGACUAUAUUUUCAAUGAGUUGGUCAAUAAGCGAUUAUUGCCAUUUUUAUUGUAUGGACAAACUCAAGUGGGUAGUAGUGGCAGCAAGGAGAAGGCUUCUACUCCAAGUGCCACCUAUGGAAUCAAACGAGGCUUUGCAUGGGGUUUGGCGGGAGUCAUGUACGCAUGCGGACUCCAUGAUACGUAUCAAUAUGCCAUCUCUCCUCUCAAUCAAUACUUGUCGGGUGGUAAGGCUGAUAAGAGAGGUAAAGAAGGAUGUAUGCUCAUCUUUGAAUGUCUCUCUCAAAGAUUCUUAAAUCUCUUUGAACCAUAUAUUGUUGAAGUCAUGCCAAGUAUUCUCAAUCAUGCAUUGAGUGAUCCAUCCAAAGAUGUAAGAAUGGCAGGUGAACAAGCAGUGAGUGUCAUUCUUUCUCAAUUAACACCAUAUGGAGUGGUUCAAUUAUUACCAACAGUCAUUCAACCAACAUCCAAUGAUAAUUGGAGACAAAAAGCAGCUAAUAUUCGAUUAUUGGGACAUAUGGCCUAUUGUGCACCUAGACAACUCUCUACCUAUCUUCCAACCAUUAUUGGAAUUUUGAAAGAAGCAGUCAAUGAAACACAUCCUGAUAUCAUUGAAGCUUCAAAGAGAAGUUUAGAAAGAGUUGGUGGUGCCAGUCGAUCACCAGAGAUUUCCAAACAAGUACCACUCUUAUUGGAAGCAUUGACAAAUCCAGAACAAAAGACCAUUGAUAAGGUUUUAGAAUCACUUUUAUUCACUCGUUUCACUCACUCUAUUGAUAGCGCUUCAUUGGCACUUUUAAUGCCUGUCUUGACAAGAGCACUCAAUGAACGAUAUACCGACAUCAAAAAGAAGGCUUGCCAAAUUAUUGGUUCUAUUAGUGCACUCAUUAUUGAUCCUAAACGAGAUUUAUAUCCAUAUAUGGAAUCUUUGAUACCAAUUCUUAAAAAUAUUUUAAUGGAUCCAAGUCCUCAAGUUCGUGCCAGUUCAGCCAAAGCCAUUGGUCAAUUAUGUAAAUCUGUUGGUGAAGAUAACGUCUCUGGUGUCAUGACAUGGCUUCAUGAAAAGUUAAAACAACAAGGUGCAGAAUAUAUUACUGAACGUUCAGGUGCAGCACAAGCCUUGUGUGAAAUUAUUGCAGCACAAGGUGUUUCUAGACUUCAAAAGUCACUUCCAUUCCUUCUUUCACAAAUUGAAGGAGAUCAAGUUGAAGAAGGUUACAUGCAAGUAUUUGUUUAUUUACCUGCAUUGAUGAAAGCACAAUUUGAACCAUUCUUACAAUUGUGUUUACCAAAAAUUUUGAAUGCACUUUCUCAUCCUAAAGAAAAUAUUAGAGAAACAGCAUUACAAAGUUCUCGAGUGAUUGUUGAAUUGUUUACAGAUAGUGCCAUGAAUAUUCUUGUUCCAGCUCUACGUGAAGGUUUAGAGUCUGAAGAAUGGAGAACUCGAUACAAUUGUCUCGUAUUGUUAACGGACUUGUUAACUCGAAUGACUGUAUUGUAUGGAAAUAGUGAAGAAAUGCAAAAAGUUGAAGAAAAUCCAAUUCAACUCAGUGUUGUUGAAAGAGUUCUCUCUACCGAUAUGGUUGCUCAUGUCAUUUCAUUAACAUUUAUUGCAAUGAGUGAUAUUAAUUUGAAGAGUAUUGCUAACAAGUUAUGGAAAGAUAUGGUUCCUAACACUCCAAGUACUCUCAAGAAUUAUUUACCUCAAAUUAUUGAAAGUAUGAUCAAACAUUUGAAUAUGAGUGAAGAUCAAAGAUUUAUUGCUGGUAAAGCAUUGGGUGAAUUGGUGUUGAAAUUGGGUGAACGUGUGUUGAGUGAAUUAAUACCCAUGUUACAAGCUCAAUUAUUGGAUGUCGAUUCGAAUCCUGAAAAGAGACAAGGUGUUAUUUUGGGUGUUACUGAAUUGAUGAGUGCUGCAUCGGAUAAACACUUACAAGCCUAUACUCCUAAAUUGAUGGCCAUUGUCAAGAGAGGAAUUUGUGAUCCGGAUUCAAGUGUCAGAGAUUCAUCUUCCAAUGCCUUUGAUGUGUUGUGUAGUAUUAUGGGUGAACGAUGUGUGAAGGAUAUUCUCUCACAGUUAUUGAAUGAUUUAGAAAAGGCGGACAAGCCACAAAUUGUUGAAAUUGCAUCCAAUGGAAUGCAACAAUUGGUUCGAGUGAGACCUCAAAAUGUUUUACCAAAAUUAAUACCAGCCUUGUUACAUACUAGUUCUACUACCCAUACUAGUUCUACUACCCAUACUAGUUCUACCCAUACUAGUUCUACUACCCAUACUAGUUCUACCCAUACAACAACAACAACACCACUCUUAACCGACACUCAACUCUCAACAUUGGGAAAUGUUUGUGAUAGUGUCUAUGAAUAUGAUCAUAUUGAAGAAAUGAGUGAAUUUAUUUUACCAAUGAUUGAAAAGUUAUUAACUCAAUUAUCACAAAGUCCAUACAUUGAAAGUGUUACCAAUGUGGAUGAAGAAUCGAUUCUCAUUUUACGAACCAUUUCAAAGGUAUUACAAUGUCUGGAUGUCAUUGAAGGAUAUACCAUUUUUGAAUUAAUUGGUAACCAAAUGACUUCCAAUGAUGCCAAAGUAAGAAGAUCUGCAUGUCUAUUCAUGCAAAUGAUAUUCAAUCCUGACAAGUUGAAUGAAGAGACGAUCACUGAAGAUUUUAUUACGUAUGGUCUAUUACCAAUUUAUGAACAUUUAAUUACAGCAUUUAAUGAUCCUGAUGAUAUGGUCGUUCAAUGUUCAUGGCAUUCCAUUGACAAGUUAAUUAACAAGUGUCUCUCUAAAGAAGCGCAUUACAGUGAUUUCAUUCAACCUACUCGUGAAUAUAUUCGUAAAUUAACUCAAGUCUCAAGUAUUACAGGUGAAAUUAUUCCAAUUGAUUUACCUGCAUUUAAUAAGAUUCAACGUGGUGUUGAACCAAUUUUGAAUUUAUACAUUCAUGGUCUACUCUUUGGAAAGACACCUGAAGCACGUGAAAAUUCUGCAUUGGGUAUUGGAGAUGUCAUUCAAAUGACUCAAUCCAAACAACUCUCUCCAUAUGUCAUUAAAAUUACAGGACCAUUGAUUCGUGUGGCUGGUGAUCGAUUCCCAUGGCAAGUGAAGGCAGCCAUUCUUCAAACAUGUUCUUCAUUGAUGGAUAAGGGAAGUUUAAUGUUGAAACCAUUCCUUCCACAAUUACAAGCAACAUUUAUUAAGGGAUUACAAGAUUCCUCUGCAUCUAUUUUAAGAAAAUAUUCAGAACAAAGUAUUCCAAAAUUAAUUGAUUUGGGAUGUCGUGUCGAUGCAUUGGUGAGUGCAUUGAAUGUUGCUUUGAAAACCAAUGCAUUGGCUGGAAAGGGUGGAGGAUCUGUGAAUGAUUUUGUCAUUUCCAUUACACGAACUUUGACGACCAUUCUCACUCAGAGUUGUGAUCAACAAAAGACAAAAGGUGUUCCCUAUGAUCAAUGUAUGGACACAUUGAGAAAGAUUUUAGGAUUGAGUGAUUCACAAGAAUGUUUGAAUAGUCUUCUCACCAAACAAUCCAUUCAACAAGACAGUGAUCGUAUUUUAGAUAUUUGUGCUCAAUGUUUAUCCAUUUGUUGUCGAGGAAUUUAUUUGCAAUCCACUAAGAAUAUCAAUGAUAGUAUUGUUGAAUUUAUGAGAGGAGUUGUAGCACAAAAUGAUAACUUGUAUGUGACUUUUGUGGUCAUGUCUCAUUGGGCAGUAGAUUCUGUAUUGGCGGAAUUGUGUUUAUCAAGUGUGAAGGAAAAGAUUGAAAAGGCAUCCAAUGAUCCAACCAUUCAAAGUAAGGUUGCAAUUUCGCUCUCAAAAGCAGCUACAAGAUUGGCAUUACAAUAUCACAGCGAUGUUUCAUUAUCCAAUGACAUGUUGAAUGUGUUAAAGAUUCAAUUUGAUAAGGCGUAUCUCAAUGCCACUGCUAAUACGAAUGCUCUUCGUUAUGAAAUUGCUAAAUGUAUCAAGAAACUUGUGAAGACUUAUCGUGAACGUUAUAAUUAUGCUAAAAUGUUUGAUUUUGUGGAUGCUUUGAUGCAAAUGGGAAUUAAGGACAAAUUCCCUCCAGCGAAAUUGUGUAACGAGAGAACUCUCUUCUACAUGUUAGGAUUUGCUGAUAAUGACAAUAGUCGAGUCAUUGCUGAAUAUAGUUCAUUCAAGAAACUUGGAGCUAAAGAAACAAAGAUGGUUGAAGAUUUUGGAACCAAAGUGUUGUCCAAGUUGAGUAUGGAAGAUUCUGAUUUGGAACGAGAUGAAGAUGAGGAAGAAAAGUUUUAUGAAUAA
Molecule: messenger RNA, 8916 nt
Organism: Naegleria lovaniensis
Lineage: Eukaryota; Heterolobosea; Eutetramitea; Acrasida; Naegleriidae
Exons: 2
Coding region: 1-8916 (2971 amino acids)
Biological process (GO): cellular response to amino acid starvation; regulation of translation
Cellular component (GO): cytosol
Molecular function (GO): protein kinase regulator activity; protein binding
Source: RefSeq, a predicted model, not a curated record